AAUAACUCCCCUGCGUGUGUUUACUUUUGUUAACGUCCGGUUUUAGGUUUCGGUCUGGUGUGCGUCGGAAGGGGGCAGUAGCGGCUCUUUUAACCUACUACCACGACUUACCCGCGCAACUCCCGUAAAGGAGCAAGCAAAGGUAACAAACAAAAACAAACAGACAGAAACACCAUGAGUGUUGACGUGAAAAAACUGAAAGUCAACGAGUUGAAGGAGGAGCUCCAGCGCCGCGGCCUGGACACCAGAGGCCUGAAGGCGGACCUGGUGGAGAGGCUCAAAGCCGCUAUGGAGGCUGAAGCCCAGGCUGAUACCUCGGAGCAGGGGGAGCAGGAGGACGAAUAUGGCGACGACGACUAUCAAGAAAACGAAGGUGGAGACGAUGCCCAAGAGCAGCAAGAAGAAGCUGAGGACUACGGAGAUGAAGAUGAUGGUGAUGAUGGUGAAGGUGAUGCCCCUCAAGAGGAAGACGAGGGUCGAGACUCAGGUGGUUACUACGAGGAAGAGGAGGCCGAAGAAGCGGAGGAAGCAGAGGGCGAGCCUUACGAAAGUCAACCAACUUCAGACUCGGGACACAGCAUGCCUGACUUCACAGCUGAUGUGGAUAUACAGAAGUCUGAAAUGAUGUCCGAGGAAGAAACCAAGCCUGUCCAGAGGGUGGAGGGGGAGGAGAAGCCUGACAACAGACAAGAAGUCAAAGUGGAAGUCAAAAUGGAAGCUGAAUCUGAGGCUGUUGGAGGCAGACAGGAGGACAGUCGUGGGGCAGAACAGCAGCAAGGGCAAGAAGCUUCAGGUCAGGCUGAGCAAGUCAAAGUGGAAGGUGAGAGAGGUGGACACUACGGCCGCAAAAGACCGUAUGAGGAGAACAGAAGUUACGGCUACUACGAGCACCGUGAGGACAAGAGAUCCCGAACUCCACAGCCUCCUGCUGAAGAUGAGGAAGAGAACAUAGAUGACACUCUUGUUACAAUUGAUACAUACAAUUGUGAUUUACACUUCAAAGUGUCCCGAGAUCGCUACAGUGGUUAUCCUCUGACCAUCGAAGGUUUUGCUUACCUGUGGGCCGGAGCACGAGCUACGCAUGGUGUCACCCAGGGCCGCGUGUGUUACGAGAUGAAGAUCAAUGAAGAAAUUCCCGUGAAGCACCUGCCCAGCAGUGAACCAGAUCCCCAUGUGGUCAGAAUUGGAUGGUCACUGAACCACUGCAGCACUCAGCUUGGUGAGGAACCCUUUUCCUUUGGAUUCGGAGGAACUGGAAAAAAAUCCGUUGACUGCAAGUUUGCUGACUAUGGUGAGAAGUUUGGUGAAAAUGACGUCAUCGGCUGUUACAUCGACUUUGACAGUGGUGAUGAGGUGGAGGUGGGCUAUUCUAAGAAUGGAGUGUUUCUUGGUGUGGCUUUCCGGACCACAAAGGAGGCGUUGGCAGGCCGUGCCCUGUUCCCUCAUGUCCUGGUGAAGAAUUGCGCCGUUGAGUUCAACUUUGGACAGAAGCGGGAGCCUUACUUCCCCCCACCAGAGGGAUACACCUACAUCCACAAUCUCGGAAUGGAGGACAAGAUCAGAGGCACAAAGGGACCUGCCAGCAAAUCUGAUUGCGAGAUUCUGAUGAUGGUUGGCCUCCCUGCUUGCGGAAAGACCACCUGGGCCAUAAAGCACGCAGAGACUCACCCUGACAAGAAGUACAACAUCCUGGGCACAAAUGCAAUCAUGGACAAGAUGAAGGUGAUGGGUCUGCGUCGCCAGAAGAACUAUGCCGGGCGCUGGGAUGUUCUGAUCCAGCAGGCCACCCAGUGUCUGAACAGACUGAUUGAGAUCGCCGCCCGCAAGAGACGCAACUACAUCCUGGAUCAGACAAAUGUAUAUGGAUCAGCAAGGAGACGAAAAAUGCGUCCUUUUGAAGGUUUUCAACGCAAGGCUAUUGUAAUUUGUCCCACGGACGAGGAUUUAAAAGAACGAACAUUAAAGCAAACCAAUGAGCAGGGGAAGGAUGUGCCCGAUCAUGCUGUUUUAGAAAUGAAAGCCAACUUUACUCUCCCCGAGGCUUGCGACUUCCUGGAGGCAGUGACGUUCAUUGAGCUGCAAUCCGAGGAGGCUGAAAAGCUGGUGAAGCAGUACAAUGAGGAAGGCCGCAAGGCUGGCCCGCCCCCUGAGAAACGCUUCGACAACAGGCAGGGUGGGUUCCGUGGCCGUGGCGGCGGUAGCUUCCAGCGGUAUGACAACCGUGAUGGUUCCCGUGGUGGCUACCAGAACCGCAGUGGAGAUGGAGGCAGCGGAUACAGAGGAGGUUACAAUCGUGGCAGCUAUAACCAGAAUCGGUGGGGCAACAGCUACCGCGAUGGAGGCUCUGAUACACGUGGUGGAUACAACCGCAGCCAGCAAUCAGGGGGAAGCUACAAUCGUCCAGCUCCUUACAACAAGGGAGGAUACAACCAGGCCUACAGUCAAGGGUACAGCCAGGGCAGCUACAACCAGAACUACUACAGCAACUACAGUCAGUACCCAGGAUACAGCCAGAGCUACAGCCAGAGCUACAGCCAGACACCUGCCACUGCACAGACCUACAACCACCACCAGCAACAGCCACAGCAACAACAGCAGCAGCAGCAACAACAGAGCUACAACCAGCAAUAUCAGCAGUACGCUCAGCAGUGGCAGCAGUACUACCAGAACCAGAACCAGUGGAACCAGUAUUACAGCCAGUACGGCAGCUACCCUGGACAGGGCAGCCAAGGCUCGUCUUCUGGUUCCCAGUAGCUUCGCCCUGCAUCUCUACCUGCAUCCACCUUUGUCCUGAACACCUCUGACCUCUGCAGCGAAUUAAUUUUGUACAGUCCCACAUUGAGUCACUGACCAUAACAUUCUCUGUCUGGUUUAACACAGUAGCCUUCAUUCCUCACCAAUGUACACAUAAAUUGUAUACAAAUUGAUGUCUUUUCAUUAUUUUUACUGAAUUAAGUCUUACUCUAAGCAGUGACCGUGAGGUGGUAGAUGAUAGGUGUCAAGACAUUUAAUGAAUGUUAUCGAUUAUGCAUUGAAUGUGGAUGUCUGCACUCCACAUUUCCUACAGAUUGAAGAGGUAAUUGUAUAUUUCUAGGAUGCGUAGUGUGAAAAAAAUGACAGGAAAAGUACAGCAAACCCUAAAUAAAUUUGCUUGCUUUGAGAAGCUUAAGAACAAAAUGCAUGCUUUUUAACUUCAUGCCCCGUUUCCUCUGUCUUGCUGUUUUAUUUUUCAUUUAUUGAGUGAGCACAUUUUAGUUACUGCAAAUGAAUCCAAACAUUAUGGAACAUUUUUUAUAGGUGUUGAUACUGUAGUAUUUUAUCCAAUCUUUAAUUGAGAAUAAUAUUUUGCCAUUCUUGAGUAGUUGUAUGUGCAGUUUUUUUCCCCAUCCCUUUGUGAUUGCUGUUCAUUGAGUCCAGUAGUUUAAAGCCUUCAGUCAAACCCAUUUUUUUUACCUGAAAAUGAAAAUCUGAUUUUGACCAGUUACGCAAGCUGUCUUCUUGUCUUUAUACAAUAAACGCAGUUGUAUACGCCUGUA
Messenger RNA from Acanthochromis polyacanthus (spiny chromis), 3536 nucleotides. RefSeq names its product heterogeneous nuclear ribonucleoprotein U-like 1 (gene hnrnpul1). The transcript has 16 exons. Lineage: Eukaryota; Metazoa; Chordata; Actinopteri; Pomacentridae. Gene Ontology annotation, molecular function: protein binding. The record is from RefSeq and is a predicted model, not a curated record. The coding region runs from base 175 to 2754 and encodes 859 amino acids.